AGAUGGCCGAUCGAUCCCAAACUUCUACAGAUGUGUAUAUGGUGGACUACAUAAAGUGCUGACACUGCCAGCAACUGUUAGCAAAAACAAUUCUGUAAUGUUCCUUUAAACUUAAGUAUAAACAUCUCUUGGCCUAGGUCGGAAGCACCAAAGUGCCCUCGCUAUUAGGACUGUACGAAAGGGGUGAUGGUUUUGAAAACCUUUGAUCUUACUAUAAGCACUUCGUUUAUAAAACGCACAUAAAUCAUACACAAAUAAUAUGUAUAGGCCCCAUAUAUUUUUUCAAAAUUUGUUUUAUCAUUUGGCCUGACCCACUUUUGGAUUCAGCAUGACCCGGAAUAUGUGUCAAAUUGACAAAGAAAGUGGAUGCAAACCAACGCAGAAUCCUAUCAAACUCAUGUAUUGGACAAGUUUCGGGUUAGCAUGACCCAGAAAUGUUGAGAAUCCAAGUCGUGAACAGCUCACAUAUAUUAAGUUAUAUGUUUUUUUCUAAAAUUAUUUUACGGAUUCGAUUCCAGGGAGCCUUGAGUCGUCUUUACUUUAAAAGGUUCAGUUCAGUUAUGAAUAAAUUACCCGCAGUCCAAUACGCAAUUUAAAACCCAAGUUAAAACAUUCGCAAGAAUGUAAUUCAAGUUAUGACUUAUUUUCAGAUGAUAUCUUGGCUUAGUUCCUUCGUGUUAGUCGUUGUUGUUUAGUCCAGUGAUGUACUUCGUUUGUUUAGUAAAAACAUUCGCAGAAAUGUAAUUAAAGUUAUGACUUAUUUCAAGACGAUAUCUUGUCUUAGUUCCUUAGUCAUUGUUGUUUAGUUCGAACCAAACCAUUCGUGAAACUGGAUGGAUGACAGAAAAUCAAAUCUGUAUUGGUUUUCCAUCAGUUCAUUCUCAGACGACCUUGUUCUCAUUCCAGUUUAAUCAACCUCGAUCUGAUGGCACACGGGUUCGAUCAAUAGGUGUAUACACAACUCGCAAAACAACAUGUUUCCGAGAAAUAAGCUCUACUCCUUAAUUGUUCAUAGCUGAACUUUACACAAGUCGAAAGAAUAGAAGUAGUUCCGACAAAAGAGGUUCUCCUAAAUCAUUUCAAGUUUACCAUAGAAAAUUAAGUAAGAAUUGAACAAUAUUGAUUUCAUAACGUGAUGCAGUAAAACAUACUUUGUAAAUUUUCUAAUUUGUUAAUAGAAAUUUAUAGAAAUUUAUAGAAGGAACAUAAGGUCAUGCACAAAUUAGUAACAAACAAUGCGUAUUUAUUAAUGCCUUACGAGUGCAAAGUGCAACAUUGCGGCCCUACAUACAAAUUCAAGUUCAAAUUCAAAUUCAAUAUUCGUUUGUUCUAUAAAUAUACGUCACCCAAUAAAAAGUCAAAGACAAAGGAAAUUUGUUUUACAAUAGAAUUACAUUAAAAAUAUAUUUCAGGAAUAUUAUGUUAAUGGUUAAAUACAAUAUUAAAACGAUUACCUGGGUGAAGAAGACAAACAGAAAUGGUGAAAGCAGCAUUUAAAAAAAAUAUAUAUAAAUCUCCUUGUCGAUAUACUUUUUGAAAAACGUGCUUUUAGUUUUCAAGUCGGACCUUGAAAAGGUAAGCAAUUAACACCACGUGACUUACCCUCCCCCAGGAAGUGUCAGAUAAUGGUCACUACCUAAUCAAGUAGAUGAACUUACGUCAUAAUACUCCACCAUUUGCGGAAGUGUUGCUAGUAACUGACCCUUUGUAGUGCGUUCUACGUGACAACAACCAAUGGCAAUACCUCAUAUAAAGGCAACGGUACGGGGUUUAGAAGUAUAAACCACCACGACUCGUGAAAGCAUACAGCAACACUGCGUUAAACAACUCGCCAAGGAUUAUUAUUACACGCAAGAUAUAUUACCAGAGCUAAGUUUUAGUGUUAUCGUUAUCGCCUCAGUUUUGCAGGAAUUUUCUCUUCAAAGAUGACUUCAGUUUUAAGGUUUCUCUUUGUGGCUGGCUGCACGGUCCAGCUUCUUUUCUUGUCAACAGCAUUUGCGUCGUCAGAUCGAAAACCUAGAGUUACGGGAUACUGUUUUGGUCAGCGCACCCCGAUAGGUCAAAGAGGCCGGUGUACUGACGAAAUACGCCCGCCGUCCAAUCAGACGAGAUGGUCUGGUGCAAAGGAGUGCUGCAUGCUCGGCGGUGUAGGCUGGACCACCAAAACCAACGGCAAGAGAUGUGAAAAUGCCUGCGAGGAGGAGGAACCGGUACCCUACAUGAAGGAUGUCCAGUCCCUGGUGGAAACUCCGGUUAUGCAUAAAGACAAGACGAAUUUUCAGAAUGAUUCAAACAAUACUGCACCGGUCUUGUGGAGCGAAUGGGGAAACUGGCUGAACUGCACGGCGUCAUGCGGAGCUGGCAAUAUGACAAGAUAUCGGACUUGUAACAGCACAGAUCACUGUAACGGCUCAAAUGAGGAGACUAUCCCAUGCAAUAGCACUACGAGCUGCCAAGAUCUUGGUAACGCUACUUGGAGUGUAUGGGGUGGCUGGCAGAACUGCACGUCACCAUGCGGUGUUGGCAAUGUGACCAGAUAUCGGACUUGUAACGGAGGACAGAAUUGUAACGGCUCGAGUGAGGAGACUAUUCCAUGUGAUAGCAAUAUAACAUGCCAAGUCGAUGGAAGAUGGACAGCCUGGGGCGAAUGGUCAGACUGUGAUCCAUGUGACAACAACUCAAAGACAACACGUUCUCGAAGCUGCACCAAUCCUCCACCGUCCGGAGACGGAAGCCAUUGCGCCGGCCUUCAAUCAAUGACACGUAACUGUCCAGGAAAUUGUCCGGACCAGAACAAUGGCUGGAGCGAAUGGUCUGACUGGACGCCAUGCUCAGCAGUUCAAUGCGGCAAACAGGGCUUCUCUCUUCGCAGCAGAUCCUGUACCAGAAUGUCACCCCAAACUUGCCCCGGCAAUUUCCUGGACAUCAACACGUGUGUAGCACCCGGAUGCUCUACUGGUAGAUAACCCUGUUCACACGAACAGCCUGGAUGUACGUCCGGUUCACCCCCGUCAACUCAGUGGAAUUAACACUCCCCGUUGAGGUAUUCACUAUUGAAUGUAUGGUUGAUCGAGAGGAAUGAACGAUUGAUUUGACGUACUCAUUGAGUCUAAAUACCCCCGGACUCAAUAUCAUCACCAACUCUUGUUUUUGUAGAAAGCUGAUCCCCUUUUAUUGUUUAAAAAUGGUACCGUUAUAAGAAUUGUCCAUAAGUCUACACAACAUAACAAAAGAUUUCCUCUGUGGGUCACAACUUUUAAACAUCUUCCUGGUGGGUUGGAUAAGACCACCUCUACCCGCACCUCACUAUCAACGCGCCUCAUUUGACCCGGAACAUGGCAAACUCUGACCCGGAACCUUUACAAUUCUGACCCGGAACUUAAUCAAUGCUGACCCUGGCUAAAAAUGUUGCCAGGGAAGUUUGAAAUCAAACAUGUUAAAACGAAAAGACCAUUAUUUCCUUAGGUUUUAGGCCUUUUAAUUUUUUUUUUAAGUACGAUUUCUGUCAACUUUAAUUCACAAUGAUCGAUGGUAGCGCGUUUGCUUCGACGAUCGAUUUUUAUCCUUUGUAUUGAUGUUCAAACUUUGUUAUUCUAUUUUGUACGUUGUAUGUUGUACGUUUACUGUUUAAUCAUAAUGUUUCGUAACUUUCACCUUUUAUUAACCAUAAUGUUUCGUAAGAGUAUAGUUUUACCUUGUAAAGAAUAUAAUGUUUGAAUUAUUUAAUUUUGUAUGUGCACAAUGCUGUACGUAUUUAACUGCCAUUGUAUUUAUACAGGUAAAUAUAAAUUAAUUUUAAACAAAACACCAGUUGUUUUCCCUGUAAAGUCAUUCAAUUUCGAACCAAAGAAAAAAAAUAUGUAGUAUAAUGUGAAUUAUUUUUUGCUUAAUAUUUAAAUACUAUUACAAAACUAAACAAGAUUGUUCUUAAGAUUUGGGUGUUGUGUCUUCUUUUUUUAAGGAAAAAUACAAAUCAAUAAUUAGUUUAGUAAGGGAGACAAAGACAGUUAAUGAUGUUUACUGAAGUUUUUUUUUUUUAGUUGUUGGUGAUCCUUACUAAUUUUUAUUAUUUAUAUCAGGCUUCCGAGGUUAAACUAUAUCAGCGUAUUGAAUGCUUUCGUGAAAAGUACCCGGUUGACAGCAAUAUUGUGUCAGUAAAAGUUCCCGGAUACAGCAACAUUGCUUCAAUGUUGCUCCAUCCGGGCAUUUUAACAAGUUUCACUGGUUCCCAUAAUUUAGUUAAGAGCGUGCGCUCACCCACUGUUGUUAACCAGCGAACGGAGCUGCAGAUAAUCAACAACAAUGGCUGCUUCUACUAGCGGCGCGAGAUUCGCUUCGGUUUCCGAUGAGGAUUUUGAAGAACUUUUGAAGCACAAAUACGCAGAAAACACAUUGAAGGCUACAAAACAAGCAGUACAUGUUCUGAGAGCUUACCUGACGGAAAAUAAUCUUCCAACGAAUUUUGAAUGAGUAGAUAAGCUACGCUUGCGAUUGUUUUGUCAAAAUUGUAUGUGGAAGCAUGGAGGAAUGAAAAACAGACGGCGAUCACUGCAACAAGGAGCGUCAUUGAACAGCAAUCGAGGGCGAAUUAAAAUCUGGAAUCAGGUGAGCCAAAAUAGUGUUGCUUUGAUCAAGUCCUCAGCCUGAUAUAAGUAAUAAUAAUAAUAUUUGAUGGGUUUUUUUUUCCGGGGGAUACAAGAAUAUAUUGCACUCGCUAUGACAACAUUGCACUCGUCUUCGACUCGUGUAAUUUUGUCAUAGCUCGUGCAAUAUAUUCUUGUAUCUCCCUCAAAGCCAUCCAAUAUUAUAUAACUAUACACUCGUUGUGAAAAUAAUGCGAUGCAGCUGCACUGCUCCCCUGCUAAUUACAUACAUAAUUAUACAUCGGUUUGCAUUCAGCCCUGGUUUUAUUAACUCGAAUAUUAUAACUGAGUGGUCAACAAUGCGCGCAGAUACAUUGUUUUGCACAUAUAUAUUUUUUGUGUGGUUGAAUAUUGUAUUCUGAUUGCAUUCUGUCAUUUUUUUUAAACACAGUGUGUUAAUAAUAAUUUGUAAUUUAACGUGUAUAUUUCCCAACGAUUGUUGAAGUAUUUAAAGUAUAAUUUUUGCUCAGUAUUUAUGAGUUUAACAAAAUGAGUCUGUAGUAGUGUUGUAUCAAAGUGUUGUUACGUCUUAAAGGUGGUCGCACAAAAUUCGAGCGUGAUUGGCAAACGGGGUUUCUAAAAAUCAGCCUCUCGUCCCAAAGUUUAAAUUUGUUCUAAUUUUUAGUUAACAAACCAUUCGCACUUUAUGAAAAAUUUAAAUUUUUUUGAUAACAAAUUGCUCUUAAAUGUGUUUUAAUAUGUUUUAGGAAUUUUGUAUAUUUAGAAAGAUUUCUUUUCAUAGCAAAAAGCGUAGGCCUAGUCUUCGUUCAAGCUGUUUUCUGAUUUUCGAUUCGCGCGAGACUUUACCAUGCAGUCUAUAACCUAAUUCCUUUGUCAUAAAAAUGUUAUUAUCGUUUCAAAUUGACGUUGAAGAUUCAAAAGGGGACUGCAGCCGAUUUUACGAAACGCUAGGAUUAAUCCUAUCUCGAGUUAGGACAAGACCGUCCUAACUUAAGAUGGACUCAAUGCGUCAUCAUGCCUUCGGACACAUAACUGAACUCGUCCUAGGUCAUAAGAUUAAUCCUAAGUCAGGAAGAGUUUUGGCGAAAUCGACGGCAGGUCCCGUUCAUAGGCAAUUGUCAUAUUCCUUGGUAGAAUUUCGUUGCAACAAAAUUGAUCAGGACCACACCCAACAAGACCACACCCAACGCACCAAGUCUAGAACCCCCACCACACAUCGGUGAAUGGUAAAAAAUAAAAAAUAUUAUUUUUAGGCUUUUUCCCAAGCAAAUAUUUAGUCAGGAACUAAAUAGUAUUCUUCACUCCGGUGCCCUUAUCUACAGACAUUUUAUUGUUUCGGUAUCCGCUGUUAUUUACAGAAACCGGACCGGCUCCUUUCACCCGGACACAGUUUGAACGGCAGCUAAGCACAAAAUAUUUUUUUGCUUACCAGAAUAAGCUUUCUAGCCAAUAUAGUGACCAUGUCACGUGUACACCUUUUGACUGUAUAUCCUGAGUGCUCUCUUUUGUUCAUCAGAAAAUUGUUAAGCAACCUGCAUAAAAGCAGCUCUAAACGAAAAUUGUCCCUGGGCUCAAUUUCGGUGGCGGUCACGACAUCGUGACGUAACUUAUAUUGUGCUUUUUAUGUAUGUUUACAUAAACUGAAGCAUUAACACCUCAAAAAAAUUUGGAUAUAAAUAAAACAUGUGUUUCCCUUUAAUACAGAAAUCAUUUUAACAACAUUUUAAACAACAUUUAUUCCAGGUCAUAAAACUAAUCGAAAUGUGUUUUCACAAUUAAUUAAACAAGUUGAUUUAUCAA
This is a messenger RNA of Asterias rubens (European starfish), 6404 nucleotides long. RefSeq names its product A disintegrin and metalloproteinase with thrombospondin motifs adt-1-like. The transcript is spliced from 6 exons. The record is from RefSeq and is a predicted model, not a curated record. NCBI's taxonomy places the organism in Eukaryota, Metazoa, Echinodermata, Asteroidea, Forcipulatida, Asteriidae. The coding region runs from base 1926 to 2966 and encodes 346 amino acids.